Molecule: messenger RNA, 1389 nt
Organism: Daphnia pulicaria
Lineage: Eukaryota; Metazoa; Arthropoda; Branchiopoda; Diplostraca; Daphniidae
Product: speckle-type POZ protein-like
Exons: 2
Coding region: 194-1240 (348 amino acids)
Biological process (GO): regulation of proteolysis; proteasome-mediated ubiquitin-dependent protein catabolic process
Cellular component (GO): cytoplasm; nucleus
Molecular function (GO): ubiquitin protein ligase binding
Source: RefSeq, a predicted model, not a curated record
AUGCGCUGCACUGCGGUUAUCUGGUGCAGUUAACAAGUUAUGCUGAUUCUUUUCAAAGUUAUGAGGAGCUCAUAAAAUUUUGACAGUGACAAAGUUGAUUCCAAUUCUUUCUAGCAAAUUAAAAUUACUCGUUUAUUCUUCUGUAUAAAUUGGAUACCACUUGAGGGGUCUGAGAGACUCAUUCCACACUUGAAUGUCGGAGAUAUUUGUUCAAGAAUUGCGGCGUGGUCUGUUCAAUAUCCACUGGAAAUUUGCAGGAAGUUCCAAGAAACCAAAGAAAGUUGAACAAGUUGAGCUUUGUGGAUCCCAGGCGGAACAACGAAUAACCAUAUCUUACAAAGAAGAUUCCAAAAGAGAAGGAGGCAAUUUUAAUUCAAGGUACCAAUAUACCCUCUUUGUGGAAGGAAGUGAUAAUUCACAACUCAGUCCUAGCAGUCAAGUUGUUCAAGACAUGCAACUGGUUCAAGAACAGGUGUGUGGAGUAAACAAAGAAACAUUCGUGAAAAAAGAAUCACCUGCAAAACUGUUGAAAUCUGAAAUGUCCCGUCCCAUAAACAUUUGGAUAAGAAGCCCAUUCAUAAAAGGAAAAGACUUUCCGCUCGAAAAAGUUGAUUCUUUCAAGUGGAAAACUGUACACUGUAUCAAUGAGCGACAAGAUUCUCUUAUUUUGUACGUGGAUUUUGGCACGACUAAGAAAAGUGAACGAAACAUCAUCACCGGAUUGACUGAGAUGUUCAACAACCAACAACGCUGCGACGUCCAGUUCAAGUUUAUAAAUGAACAAACGAUCGGUGCCCAUAUUUUGAUUUUGUCUGCUGGCAGUCCCGUCUUCGCUGCAAUGUUUCAGUCGGGCAUGUUGGAAUCACGAACCCGUCAGGUGACUAUUACAGACAUCGAUGAGGAAGUCUUCCGGCAGCUAUUAAUUCACAUGUACUCGGGCAGUGCACCGAAAAUAGAAAAAGAAAACAUCGCCCAACCGCUCUACAUAGCUGCGGAAAAAUACGACAUCGAGACCCUCAAAAGCGAUUGCAUCGACGUGCUACUGAAAAAAUUGGACAUCGACAACGCCAUCGAAAUGUUACUUUGGUCUCAUUUGCAUUUCAUCCCAAAGUUGUUUGAAAACGCCCUGAAGUUCUUGAAACAAAAUAGACGCCAGAUCUGCCACCGUCCCCAAUGGCUAGACUUCACCAAGAACCAACCGGAAUUGUGUGCGUUUGUCACACAGCGUAUGGUUGUUUAAUGUGAUUAAAUUAAAACAAAAAACUUUUGCUGUUACUGUAUGUUGAUUGCACAGCGCGUAUACUUUUUUUUACAACACAGAAAACCUUUUUGUACUUUUUAGAACUUCGUGAAAUUAAUGUAAUAAGGAAAUAAAUCUUUUAAAACUAG